AUGCCGCACCGACCAACCAAGGAUGAGCUGCUCGAGGCCGCCAAUGGUUUUUGGCAGCGACUCAAGGUCCGUCUAAAAUGGAUAUCGAUCAGGAGUAUGAGGCCAUGGAAUAUCGACGAAUGGGGUGCUUUUGUGUCAUGGUUCCUUUUCGGCCACCUCGCUUGGAUUAUUGUCGGAACAACAACGUUCGUCUCGUUGAUCAUUUUGUCCAUCAACACUGUGGUAGCCCAAGAAACACUCGCUCAAUGGGUAGGUGAUUAUCUGACUCAGUCCGCCGGUGUUACCAUUGUCUUCGAGUCAGCCAUCGUUCCCAAGUGGCGGGACAAUGUUAUCUCCUUCCGCAAUGUGUUUGUCUCGCGACGGCCUGGUCAGGGCAAUGUCUCGUCCGUGAGCAAGGGCUCGUCAGAUGCCGCCGCCGAGGCCGCCGCUGGCCGCAAAGCCGAAGCGCCUGAAGUUGAGGACGAUGGGAAUUACACUCAGUUUGAUGUUACGCUAUCAACAGUCAACGUUACACUUUCAUUUUUGAACUGGUGGAACGGAAAAGGCUUGCUCAAGGAUGUCGAGAUCAAAGGCGUUCGCGGUGUUCUUGACAGGACUUCGGUAACCUGGCCCGUCGAAGAGGUUGAUCCAUUAUCGUACCGCCAUAAACACCAGCCGGGAGACUUCGAAAUCGAAAAGUUCAAGAUGGAGGAUCUUCUCCUUACGGUCCAUCAGCCGGGUGGGUUUAGGCCAUUUUCUAUCAGUAUAUUCUCUUGCGAGUUGCCUCAACUUCGAAAACAGUGGCUCUUCUACGAUUUCCUCUCCGCCAACCACAUGUCAGGGUCUUUCGAUGGCUCCCUGUUUACAAUCCAUCCCCGACAGGUCCAUGGCGUGGUACCUAGCGGUAAUGGCGAUCCAGAAGCCUCUGUUGGCUUUGGCGACCCUAAGGCUUGGAAGAAAUUUAGCCGGCUUCGUAUCGAUGGCUUGAGGAUAGACCACCUCAACCGCGGCGUGGAGGGUCCAUUUGGCUGGAUUUAUGAGGGAAAUGUUGACAUUGUCGCUGAUGUCAUGUUCCCUGCCGACACCGACGAGAGUAUUACUAAGGUUAUGGCCGACUUCUACGACCAGCUCGAAGAGAUCGUCGACACAAACAGACAUCGAUUUAUUCGCAACAUACAAGAACAGGGGCCUGCGCUUCUUACAUCAGGACACCUUUCAGCCUUUACCAGAGAUGUGUCCAGUGACGAGCCUGUCGAGGAGCCACAAACAAGCGAUGAUGAGCGUCGAUACCUAAUCAUGGACCUGCGGAUUUCCAUGAACGACGUCAAAGCAGCAGUGCCUCUUUUCACAAAGGAUAUGUCCUAUGUCAACCAGGCGUUGGUCCGACCUAUCGUGGCGUAUAUUAACGCCAAGAAGACGUACAUCCCGAUCAACUGCCGCAUCGUGAAGCGAGCUGGCGAUUUUGAUGGCAGCUGGUCCAUCUUUGACUGUGGCCUCAUGAACGAUAUGUCAGCAGAAACAUACGAUGCGUUCGCAAACGAUGUUGAAAACCAGCAGAGCCGUGUCCGGCGCUUUAAGAAGGUCGGUUUUUGGACCUUGUCGGUUGCUGUCCAUGCCCUCUUCAUGGGCAUGGCAGGUAACGUAGUGUGA
This is a messenger RNA of Fusarium poae, 1629 nucleotides long. RefSeq lists its product as uncharacterized. Gene Ontology annotation, cellular component: mitochondrial inner membrane. The transcript is spliced from 2 exons. The coding region runs from base 1 to 1629 and encodes 542 amino acids. Lineage: Eukaryota; Fungi; Ascomycota; Sordariomycetes; Hypocreales; Nectriaceae. Gene Ontology annotation, biological process: mitochondrion inheritance. The record is from RefSeq and is a predicted model, not a curated record.